UCAAACCGUGUAGCUCUCAGUGAAGCCGACCAAAGACGAGACAGCCAAGGAGACGUAAAGUGGAACAUUUCUCAAUAACUUGUGCUUUUGUUGGACUAUACUGGGAACCCCAAAACAAACUCCUGCCUGCCUACCUGAAGAAACAGUAACUCCCCGCACUGUUUUUUUUAAAUCUCUGCCAAGCUAACGUUCAACGACUUUUUCUAAACUUUAACGCGCUACCUGAAAGAGGGAAAAAAGGACAAUCAUGCUCAGCCUCUGCCUCGUGUUGAUUUUAUCUGCCUCCGUCUUUUCAGAGUCGCAGGCGAGGGAGACUGAGACGUGGGUGCCCAUGAAGACCACGCAGACAGUCGCCAUGUCGACGCGCCACGGCGACCUCGAGUCAUCCGGAGACUCCCCGAACGGCUCGGACUUCGGCUUCACGGACGGCGAAGACAACAAAAACGCAGAGGAUGGCGACAUCGACUACUACACGGAGACGCUGUACGACGACGAGGACGAGUACGAAGGCUCCUCAGGAUCCGGGGACGGAGCAACAACUGUGUCACCUGUAAUGGAGUCCAAGCCAUCAGUUAAGCCCGACGUGAACGACAACAACAUCCCGGGGGCAGAGCGCCCGGUGCGGCCGACCGUCAACGAGGUGGACAUCGUGCGGAAGAGUAACGAAAUCCAGCAGCAGUCGAACGAGGCGGCGCCCGGCGAGGACCAGCUGUCCAACGUCCUCAUGGCCCACGCCGCGGAGGACAGCAUCUUCAACAAGACUGAGGUCCUCGCAGCUCUGAUCGCGGGCGGCGCCGUCGGCCUGAUGUUCGCCGUCCUCCUCAUCCUCCUGCUCAUCUACCGCAUGAAGAAGAAGGACGAGGGCAGCUACGACCUGGGGAAGAAACCCAUCUACAAGAAAGCCCCCACCACAGAGAUCUACGCAUAGACCCUCAUCUCCUCCCAGCCAACACACACACACUCACUCACACUCUAGGGCUGCACGAUAUGAGGAAAAUAUGCAAUAACAUUGUUGAACGUCGCGAUAAAUAAACGGAUAUUAAGUGUUCUACAUUUCUGCUGCUUUCAAUAUUCUGCUAAAAUACAACAAACUUGCUUGUUGACUUUAAAACAAAUCAAAGAAAAUCAUUGAAUUGAACAUAAAAGGCAGCACUAAAAAACGAACCACUGUCAUGUUUUAAAGUGCCGUUUUGUGCCGAUAUUUUCAUUCAACUAACAUAAAAAAAUGUAUCUUAAGUGUCUUUCCAUUAUGUCGCAGCUUUUCGUGAUCGGUUUAUUGCGGCAGUAUAUUGUGCAGCCCUCAAAACACACACACACACACCCACCCACCCCCCUCACUCCCUCGACCCUUAAAAACCCAAUCAUGGCCGGCGUCCGGCCUCACAGUGCCUCAUCAUUCUCACUUUUCUUGAGCGGAUUAAAGCUCGCUAAUGAAUCAGGAGAGAAGCCCCAACAACACAAUCGAUUGACUGACUCCUCCUACCUGAUGUACGCCAAUAUUAUGGGUGCUCUCUCGACCAAUCGGAGGCUCUGUUCUGUCCUCUUGUCAUCAUUUUUUUUUUUUUUUUUUUUUCUUUCUUUUUCUAAAAGGAGCAACAGGAGUGGACCAUUUCUGCUGCGCUACACGGUGAUCGUUUUUACAUCUUUGUGUUUUUUAUUAUUUUGUCCCCAUGUCAAGAGAAAAAACAAACGGAACUUACAAUGGAGGACUUCGGAGAACUUUUAAACUCCUUUUUUUUCAUUUUUUUUUCUCAUUUCCCCUCUCCUUUUCCCCACCUUCCCGUUAAAAAACACUAACACUGUUCAAUGACUCUUAUGUCUCGCUACGGUACACAUUAACAGUCCAGUUAUUUAUUACUCUGUUUUUAUUCCUCCUUUGUUGGACAGCAGCUUCUCACAUUGCUGUAGAAAAAUGACUUUCAUGUGAACUUUUUUAUUAGAAUUAUUUUUAAAGAACUCCUUGUAACACCGAGAGAUUUCACGUAUUCUUUUCUAUUAAACAUCCCUUUCAUGACGGGAAAGAAUUGAGCUCAUGUUGUUUGAUUUGAGGAAAAUGUACGUGGCUGUAAUGCUGGGUAGAUUCACGCUCUGUCAUCCGUUAGAGGAGUUAGAACUGAUGUUAAUAAUUUACAAUAUUUGCAAAUUUUUAUCCUCACAGUGCUCCUACGAUUACAUUUUUAGAACCGAGACGGUCAAACAAAGGGGCAGGAAGUGUUUGGAAAUCAUUGUUUCUGCCUUUUUCACACGCACAAAGUGCAGAAGAUAAUUCACUUCAUGUUGUGUACAUUUUCAGAUGCAACAGAGUUAAUUAAACAACCUUCAAAAGA
This is a messenger RNA of Perca fluviatilis (European perch), 2327 nucleotides long. It is a transcript of the gene sdc4, whose product is annotated as syndecan 4. NCBI's taxonomy places the organism in Eukaryota, Metazoa, Chordata, Actinopteri, Perciformes, Percidae. The record is from RefSeq and is a predicted model, not a curated record. Gene Ontology annotation, cellular component: cell surface; membrane. The transcript has 5 exons. Bases 248 to 928 code for a protein of 226 amino acids. Gene Ontology annotation, biological process: cell migration.